AUGUCCGAGGAGGAGCGCCUGCCAACAAGACAAACAUCGCUUCCCGAUAGAAUUAAGAUGGCUAUGCAAUCUCCCGAAGACUACUACAUCGUCAAAUAUCUUCAGAUGACUGUCGAAAGAGUAGUCAUUAAACUGGAAAAGACCAAGAUGACAAUUGACUACGGAGAGGGAUUCGGUCAAUUUGUACUCUCGUUCACGAAAGAUUCAUUCAACAACCUACCAGAAGAAUCUCUCCCAAAACCUUUUUCUAUCCUUGGAAUAUUCCAUGGCCUUGUUUCGAAAUUCACGGAACCUGAACCAGGAUUCGAUAUGAGAAAAUGGUUUGAUUAUCUCAGGGAUAUUAUCAUCAGUACCCACAUCGCACUGGACUUCGGACCUGGUGUAGAGUGCUUCAGUUUCGAGAUUAUCAAGCGAUUUCUACACGGAAUGGGUGUCUCGGAAAUAAUUAUUCCGGAAUUGAACAAUGAAUACUUCCGGAAGAUUCUCUAUGAGUAUCCAGCAGUUAAGUACUGGGUCUUGGCACACGAAGGACCGAGAGAUGAUGAGAUCUAUAAGGAGAUUAUGCGAAGAGACACUUUCCAUCUUUGUCUGCAGCCGAAUUGUAAGAUCUCUCUGGAUGAUGUUUCCAACUGCAACAUCGUCAAUUUAGAAAUCUGGUACACGCCAGAUACUAGUAAUCAGUUAUCUCAAAAGGAUCUCAACACUUUCCUCAAAAAUUGGAUAAACGGUUCGAAUCCCAACAUGAAAUCUCUCUCAAUCAAAAUGGAGUUCGAAGAAUUGGAUUUCGAAUUCACUAACAACGUAUUGGCUGGAAUUAACUACACUGAUGCACCCAACUAUCGGAAAAGAAAGUUUCCUCGAUCCUUCAUGAGACACACUGGAACGGACAAAGACUUUAUUGAGUAUAAAGGGGGUUAUGACUUCUUCCGAAAGGAUGGACUCAGAGGAACAAUCUUCUACGCGUUGGAUGAUUCAUACGGGGAUCUGGCGAGCUUCCGAUUCAUUGUUUGGCCCAAUUUUCGAUGA
Molecule: messenger RNA, 1026 nt
Organism: Caenorhabditis remanei
Lineage: Eukaryota; Metazoa; Nematoda; Chromadorea; Rhabditida; Rhabditidae
Exons: 2
Coding region: 1-1026 (341 amino acids)
Source: RefSeq, a predicted model, not a curated record